This is a messenger RNA of Pongo pygmaeus (Bornean orangutan), 3949 nucleotides long. RefSeq names its product adaptor related protein complex 1 subunit sigma 3 (gene AP1S3). The transcript is spliced from 5 exons. Bases 175 to 639 code for a protein of 154 amino acids. Gene Ontology annotation, biological process: vesicle-mediated transport; intracellular protein transport. Gene Ontology annotation, molecular function: clathrin-cargo adaptor activity. NCBI's taxonomy places the organism in Eukaryota, Metazoa, Chordata, Mammalia, Primates, Hominidae. Gene Ontology annotation, cellular component: membrane coat; AP-1 adaptor complex. The record is from RefSeq and is a predicted model, not a curated record.
CAGCCGCGCUGGGAGGAGUCUGCAAACUUUCAGCGCGAGGGCAUUGUGGGAAGCAGCCAUGGUCUAAGCCGGGCGUCUCACCUGUCAGCCGCACCGGCGUCUGCGCUCGCCUCUCGCCCUCGCUUCUCCAGCGCUCCUUGCUCGCAAGGCGGGGGCGGCCGCGGCCCAGCCACGAUGAUACAUUUCAUAUUGCUCUUCAGUCGACAAGGGAAAUUACGGCUACAGAAAUGGUACAUCACUCUCCCUGACAAAGAGAGGAAGAAGAUCACCCGGGAAAUUGUUCAGAUUAUCCUCUCCCGUGGUCACAGGACAAGCAGUUUUAUUGACUGGAAGGAGCUAAAACUUGUUUAUAAAAGGUAUGCUAGUUUAUAUUUUUGCUGUGCAAUAGAAAAUCAGGACAAUGAGCUCUUGACGCUAGAGAUUGUGCAUCGUUACGUGGAGCUGCUGGACAAAUAUUUUGGAAAUGUCUGCGAGCUGGAUAUUAUCUUUAAUUUUGAAAAGGCUUAUUUCAUCCUGGACGAGUUUAUAAUAGGUGGAGAAAUUCAGGAAACAUCCAAGAAAAUUGCUGUCAAAGCCAUUGAAGACUCUGAUAUGUUACAGGAGACAAUGGAAGAAUACAUGAACAAGCCUACAUUUUAACUGGAAAUCUACUUGAAGACUCCAGCAUUACAUGUUAUGAAGCUGUAAAUAAGCAACGCCUCCCAUCCGGUUUUUUGAUGGAGCCUCAGGCACCAUGCCAAAAAUAAUUUAAAGGGAUUCUUUGUUAACUAACAAAGUUAAAGUUGUUUAACAUAUUUAUAAUUACUAUGUGUCUGUAUUAUUAAAAAAAACAGAAAAAAAAACUAUGUGUCUGUAUUAUACUGUAUAGGGUACUUGUAGCUCUAAAUGUUUAAAGUAACUACCACCUAACCCAACAGACAAUAUUUGUAAUGUUUUAACUCCAUGUUAUAUUUUUAAGCUAGUUUAGGUAAAUUAGCUGCAAUUUUUUUUUUUUUUGCAUUUGAUCCUCUACUGACAGGUUGAAACAAUAUUGUAAUAAUCCAUGAUUUUGAAUGUAAAGUAUAUAUGAUGUCAUUAAUACUUUUUCUAAAUGUUUAGUUUUUUAAAUUGUAUAAUAAUUCAAAAUUAUGUUAAUAGUGCAGAGUUUAUAUGUAAUGCUAGACAUUUUUCAUACACUUAAUAGUACUUUUAACUGCAAUUCACAUACCAAGUGUCUGAUUUUAAUGUGCUGAAUUCAUUUAUUUUUUUCAGAAUUGGGAUUAAGAAAAUAACCAAAAAGUAUAGAACUUAAUAAGUGUUUUUGAUGCCUUAGAAGCUGCUAUCUUGACUGAGGUUUUAAUUUAUCUUUUAACUGAAUAUAAGGGACAUUCCAAUAAGGUUUUCUACAAACUAUAUAUUUAUUAAGGUUUAUAGAGACCUAGAGAUACAGCAUCUAUGACUUCCUUUAUUAUUCUAAAAUAGUAUGAUAAGAAUUAAUAACAAUAGCAAUAAUAAUUAUUGCUACUAUUUUUUAAAAUUCAUGUUCCAAGCACUCUUAGAUGCUGGAAAUUUCAUUUCAAAUAUGUUUUAAUGUAUCUCUAAUGCAUUUGAAGACUUAUUACAUGGCUCACUUAGAGCAUUUAAGAUUAUCACAGCCUAUAUGGUAGAUUCCUUUCCUCCUUUUUUCUUUUCUCACCCUUUCCUCCCCAGAGAAAAGAUUUGCUGCUGACCAUUAUUACUGUAAAUAUAUCACAUUUGUGCUUCCUGGAAUGAAAAUUCUGUAUAACCAGGUCCUAACAGCGAUCAGACAUAUUACAGGGAAAUAGCUUGUAGGCCAGUUGUGGUGGCUCACACCUGUAAUCCCAGCACUUUGGGAGGCCGAGGCAGGUGGAUCACUUGAGGUCAGGAGUUUGAGAGCAGCCUGGCCAAUAUGAUGAAACCCCAUCUCUACUAAAAAUACAAAAAUAAGGCCAGGCACGGUGGCUCACGCCUGUAAUCCCAGCACUUUGGGAGGCAGAGGUGGGUGGAUCACAAGGUCAAGAGAUCCAGACCAUCCUGGCCAACAGGGUGAAACCCCGUCUCUACUAAAAAUACAAAAAUUAGCCGGGUGUGGUGGUGUGUGCCUGUAGUCCCAGCUACUUGGGAGGCUGAGGCAGGAGAAUCACUUGAACCUGGGAGGCAGAAGUUGCAGUGAGCCGAGAUUGUGCCACUGCACUCCAGCCUGGGCGACAGAGCGAGACUUCAUCUCAAACAAACAAAAAAAUUAGCUUGGCGUGGUGUCAGGUGCCUGUAAUCCCAGCUACUCAGGGGGCUGAGGCAGGGGAAUGGCUUGAACCCAGGAGGCAGAGGUUGCAGUGAGCCAAGAUCACAUCAGUGCACUCCAGGCGGGCGACAGAGCAAGACUCCAUCUCAAGAGAAAAAAGAAAAAGUAAAAGCUUGUAUUCUGUCUUGCUGCCUGCUAUUUGAUGUUUUACCUGUGCAUUUUCAAUGUUAGCUUUGAAGUCUGGUAUCAUUCAUAUUGGAGUGGUUUGGGACCUCCAGUGAUUUCCUAGAAGAGUGUGUUUCCUGUUGGAUUCUUUAGGAGAUCCCAUCCGGUAGAUUUUUAGAGAACCCGAUGGAAAAAUGUUCUCUUUAGUUCAUCUCAGCAGACAUAUUUAGGGAAAACAGCAAAGCAAGCAGGAGAACAAAGGGAAAAAUUCAUCAGUUCCUCAAUAUAACCAUUAUUCAAAGGAAAUAACUCAGAUUAGCAUAUAAAAUAAUCAUUAGGCUUUUACUAUCCAAUAUUUCUUCAAGCUACCAUGUAAUUACAAUUAUGGCAUCAGCUUGAAGUUUAUCAUGUACGAUUGAUAACUGUGUUUACUUUAGCUAACCUUCAGUUUUGUGGUUUAACUUUUUAAUGUGGUAGAAUUCUUUAUUUUUCUUUUCUUUUCUUUCUUUCUAUUUUUUUUUUUUUUUUUUUAGACAGAGUUUUGCUUCUUGUCACCCAGGCCAGAAUGCAAUGGUGUGAUCUCAGGUCACUGCAGCGUCCAUCUCCUGGGUUCAAAUGAUUCUCCUGCCUCAGCCUCCCGAGUAGCUGGGAUUACAGGCAUGCGCCACCACGCCUGGCUAAUUUUGUAUUUUUAGUAGAGUUGGGAUUUCUCCAUGUUGGUCAGGCUGGUCUUGAACCCCGACCUUAGGUGAUUUGCCUGCCUUGGCCUUCCAAAGUGCUGGGAUUACAGGCAUAAGCCACUGCACCCGGCUGAAUUCUUUAUUUUUUCAAUACAAUUUUGUAAAGAUGGACCUCAUGUAAAUCCAUAAGAGCUUUUCCAGUUCUUUUGAAAUUUGUCACCAUAUUUGGAUAAAGGUAUCUCUUGAACCUCAUUCAACUAUACUACACAUGUUCUGGAUAAUUCCAUAUUAGACACUCUAGUUAUGGACAGGGCUUCUCAGACUUCAAUCAAUGUGACACAUAGAAAGUAAAUAUAUCUCGUCCGGGUGAGGUGGCUCACGCCUGUAAUCCCAGCACUUUGGGAGGUCAAGGCGGCAGAUCACCUGAGGUCAGGAGUUCGAGACCAGCCUGGCCAAUAUGGUGAAACCCUGUCUCUACUAAAAAUUCAAAAAUUAGCCAAGUGUGGUGGCGCCUACUUGUAGUGCCAGCUACUCAGGAGGCUGAGGCAGGAGAAUCGCUUGAACCUGGGAGGCAGAGGUUGCAGUGAGCUGAGAUUGCGCCACUGCACUGAAGCCCGGGUGACAGAGUGAGACUCUGUCUCAAAAAAAAAAAAAAAAGAACGAAAGAAAGUAAACAUAUCUAUAUGGCACAGUGGGGUAAAUAUGAGGUAUUUUAGGGACAUCUUACAUGGGUCUAGGCUAAAAUAGUCAUUGUGUUUUCUUUAUAUUAUAUAAUUACCAUCAAACUACCAAGGGAAAGGAAAGAUAAUAAAUGUUAAAUUUCUAUAAAACUUUCAAAAUAAAAUGUUUUAACGUUUUUUAA